GGACGCGAUCAUUUGAGAAAAAAAGGGGUGCCCCGUUAUUUUUCUGUUGUUCGUCACACGUUUUCUCUCUCUUUCUUUCGUUCCCUUCUUCGCAGUCGCGUCGCAUCGCAUCGCUUCGCUUAGCUUCGAUUAUUCGAUUGCGUUGCCUUUCUCGCUCUUUCCCUUUCAAUAUUCAACUUCAUCUUCGGUAAGCCCUUAACAAUUUUUCUCUCGUUCUUCGCCUUCUCUCUCUCUUUUAAUUGUCUAGGGUUACCAUUCUAAUCCCCUCUUUACCUUCAUAUUUUGCGUUCUUUCUAUUAUUUCUCUAUUUCCCCUUUUCUUUUUUCUCUAAUUGUCGUCAGAUCUUACUUGCGUUCUUCAAUUUUGAAAUCUCUCGGAUUCAUUGUUUUUGGGCUUAGGGUUCUAUAUAUAAAAAAAAAGUUUGUUGCUAAGGGGGAUUAGGGUUUUCCCUUGGAAUUUAUCAAUUUAGGUAGAUAGAUAUAUGGCUGCUGGCAGACAUGGUGGUUAUCGCGAGAACGAGUUUAAGGAUCGUGAGUCCAAUUUGGAUGUUUCUAAGCGCGCUUUUGCGAAUCCAAAAGAAGAGUACGAUCGGGUUAGGAAUGGUGGCCGCGAUGUUGCUGUGGGUGGAAGCAGGGAUGCAAGGGAUAGGAUUAGGGUGAGGCAGAAGGAUAUUAGGGAGAGGGAAGCUGUUAAUGGCAGUUAUCGGUCUUCGUCGAGUAGGAGUAACUCUGGAAGCAGUGGCGGUGGCAGCCUUGGCCCCCGCCGGUGUGAUUUUUCUGUCAAGGCAAUGGAUAGAGAGCCUGGUGAACUUUCCAGUGAGAGUGGGUCUGAUGAUGCUAUUGAAUCAGAAUCGGGGGUUAAAGACACCGAGGUUGCCAUGUUUAAAGAAAACAGGACUCGGUCACCGCCCCCAAAGGAGAGGAAAAGGAAAUUUUCGCCCAUUGUGUGGGAUCAGGAUGACAAGGAGGUCAAUGAGUCAUCCAAAGUUAGGGUUUCCACCACUGCAGUGACAGCUCUUCCUCCCCCACCUCCGCUCUCAAAAGUGUUCCGUCAGACGCAGUCACCCAAUGCUUUGUACAGUGGAGUUGAAAUACAUCCUGUCAAAAGCAGAGAAACUGGGGAUCUUGAAUUGCCAGCAGCUGCAAAGAUAACUUUGCGCUCUCCUUCAGGUUUGCAUUCCCCAUCACCAAAACGGACCUGGGGUAAUGACAGGGAAGUUGAACAGCCAGACGGUGAAGAUUAUGUUCCAACUCGCAAUAUUUCAUCUUCAAGAUGGGCAGCUGGGGAUAGCUCUCCUGUUGAUGAGGGUGAAAUCCUCAACGGUGAGGAGAUGCCUAAAAGGAGGAGGAGGCUGUCUCCUGAGAUGUUGGAUAAUCGAGUGAGGAACAAGUUUCUGAGCCCAGAGGAAACUAAGAUAGAAGGUCUUGAAGGAGCUAGAGUCAAAUCAUCUGAAUCUGAAGAAAGAGGUAUCCAUGGGAGAACAUCCAGCGGUGAUGAUCAUCCUGGUAUUGAAUCAGAGAAGGAUGACUAUAUGGAGAUUGAUGCUCAGGGUGGGAAAAGCGAAACCAGUGUUAGUCACUCAGACACAGAUUCUGAAGAUGAAGAUGAUAACCGGGAGACUCCAGAACCUCCAGUUCCACCACAAAGAACAGUCAACAUGCUUCAGGGUUGUAGGAGUGUUGAUGAGUUUGAGAGACUUAACAAGAUAGAUGAAGGAACAUAUGGUGUUGUAUAUAGGGCUAAAGAUAAAAAGACUGGAGAAAUUGUAGCAUUGAAGAAAGUCAAGAUGGAGAAGGAAAAGGAAGGCUUCCCACUAACUUCUCUUAGGGAAAUAAACAUUCUUCUUUCUUUUCACCAUCCAUCCAUAGUUGAUGUUAAAGAAGUAGUGGUAGGAAGUAGCCUUGAUAGUAUAUUCAUGGUCAUGGAAUAUAUGGAACAUGAUCUUAAAGGACUAAUGGAGGCAAUGAAGCAACCAUUUAGCCAGAGUGAAGUGAAGUGCUUAAUGAUCCAGCUUUUAGAAGGUGUGAAGUAUCUUCACGACAACUGGGUGCUUCAUAGGGAUUUGAAAACUUCAAAUCUGCUUCUAAAUAACAGGGGUGAGCUUAAAAUUUGUGAUUUUGGGUUGGCUCGUCAGUAUGGGAGUCCUUUGAAACCGUAUACACACCUGGUGGUUACUCUUUGGUAUAGGGCACCUGAACUUCUUCUGGGGGCAAAACAGUAUUCAACUGCCAUUGACAUGUGGUCUUUAGGUUGUAUAAUGGCUGAGCUAUUAUCUAAGGAACCUUUGUUUAAUGGGAAAACAGAAUUUGAUCAACUUGACAAGAUUUUCCGGAUUCUUGGCACACCAAAUGAAACAAUUUGGCCUGGGUUCACAAAAUUACCUGGAGUCAAGGUCAAUUUCGUCAAGCACCAGCUUCCAACUUUGGGUGGUUCUGGUAUAACCUCCUACGUAAAAAGUUUCCUGCCACAUCAUUCACUGGAUCUCCAGUCCUUUCUGAUUCUGGAUUUGAUCUGUUGAACAAGCUACUAACUUAUGACCCUGAAAAGCGGAUCACGGCUGAAGCUGCUCUCAAUCAUGAGUGGUUCCGUGAAGUUCCUCUUCCUAAGAGUAAAGAAUUCAUGCCUACAUUUCCUGCUCAACAUGCUCAGGACAGGCGGAUGAGGAGAGUAUACAAGAGUCCAGAUCCUUUAGAGGAGCAGCGCCGGAAGGAGUUGCAGAUGGGUGAAUCAGGGACUGGAGGAAUUUUUGGCUGAGCAUGAUGGUGCUUACUAAAGCUAUCUCUCAAUAAUCAUUCUAACACACUCCACUGAAUGUUUUAGUGUAUGAGGUGAGGGUAUGCACUGAACGGAAGUUGGAAGCAUUGUUUGUUAGACGAUCACUCGUGCUGUUUUUUAACAGGAACUUAUUGGUUUAGUGGAGAUGUAUUCUUUUAUCUCCUGGGAACCAGAUUUCUUUCAGGUUAACAUUCUUCAUGCUUGGUCAUUAUAUUGAAAUGCAUCUGGAACAUGGCUUGCAGCUCAAGGUGUGGCAUUAUUGGCUUCUGAAAUUAGGAAUUAUCAGUGUCUGCUGAAACUUAUGUAACAUAUUUCAUUGGCAUAUUGUAAACAAAUUUUAUCUGGUUGAGUAUUAAAGCAAUAUGGAUUUUGCUAGCAGCUAUCACUUCUUUCUUUCUUUUUAAUAUUCACAUUGUGUUUGCAAGAGACGGUUGGUUGGACGUGGAAGAGGACCUUCUGUGCAUCUCAUUGAAGAUAUUGAUAGUGACAUUAUGCAUUAAAAGUACCAAAGCAAGCAGGUUGAGGAGGUUACCAGUAUAUCUUAAAGUAUAGAACUUCAGUUAGUUGUUCCUUCAGGCUCUCUAGAGCUGGGAGAUGGGGUUGCUAAGAGAUGUAAUGCAUCCACAUCCCAUAUAGCAUCAUUUACUGGAUGGGCGAUGCAGUAAGCAUAAGCUGUAUGUUUUUUUUCCUCCUUUUUUUUUUAUUCCUUUUCUGAUGGUAAAAGGCAGGUUGUGACAUCAUGAAAUAUAUAUUCGUCUAGCAAGUGCUGUGGGGAUUGUAUUUGACAGGUUGCCUGUGUUCUACAUGCGAAUGUCCAAUCAAUUUUGCUUGCGGUCAGAACUGUAGCAAUGUGAUUGUUAUAUGCGAUCACACCGUUGGUAAAUGAGGACUGAACUAUGUUGAUGGAUUUUGGGAGAUGGUUAAAAUGGAUCAGUCAAUUAGCAAUUUUCUAGGAAUUUGGGAGAUAGAUAAUUAAAAUGGUCAAAACAUGGAAAAAGAAUCAACCUUUUGUUUUUGGGAGGUGGGGUUCAAACCAUAGGCAUGCAGAUGUGAUUCUUGUCGCCCGUGGGUACUCUUUUUACUAUGGUUUCUGCAAAUGUUUCUAUUUACAUUUUACCUCAUCUGUUUGCGAGGCAUCACGUGAAGUUAUUUUGUGCGACACAAGAAUAAGGCAUGGAACUAAUUAUUUUGAACUGGAAUGAGUUUGAGGAGUUGAACUUUGCAAGGGUAACGAGGAGGAUCAUGUUAUAAUGAAUUCAACAUUAAAAUGUUAUUCAACUCGAAGGAAUCAAUUAUCAUUAGGGAGAAGGGAUGGUGAUUGCCGUAGUGGCCGUAUACUUCCUUAAUGACAUGUAAAUGGGUGUUGGGAAAAUUUUUCUCUUCCAAUUAUUAUAAAUAUGAAUAACGUAUUCUUAUCUGAG
Abrus precatorius (Indian licorice) is the source of this 4196-nucleotide messenger RNA. RefSeq names its product cyclin-dependent kinase G-2. The coding region runs from base 482 to 2518 and encodes 678 amino acids. Gene Ontology annotation, cellular component: nucleus. NCBI's taxonomy places the organism in Eukaryota, Viridiplantae, Streptophyta, Magnoliopsida, Fabales, Fabaceae. Gene Ontology annotation, biological process: regulation of mitotic cell cycle; protein phosphorylation. The record is from RefSeq and is a predicted model, not a curated record. Gene Ontology annotation, molecular function: cyclin-dependent protein serine/threonine kinase activity; ATP binding. The transcript is spliced from 9 exons.